This is a messenger RNA of Chaetomium fimeti, 1013 nucleotides long. RefSeq lists its product as uncharacterized. Lineage: Eukaryota; Fungi; Ascomycota; Sordariomycetes; Sordariales; Chaetomiaceae. The transcript has 3 exons. The coding region runs from base 44 to 970 and encodes 308 amino acids. The record is from RefSeq and is a predicted model, not a curated record.
GUGAUGAUACCCGCCAGUCCACCACCCACAGCUCGCACCGAAAAUGGUCAUCGCUUUGAGGCAUAAUCUGGAUGAAGAUUCACCAAAUUCCUCCAUCGCACAGCGCCCGGUCUCGAUCAAACGUAUCAUCGCUCUCCAUCCCCGCGAGCGGCUUUUCGUUCAGCCCUUGCUCUGGACCAACCGACAGCUCGCCCUGCUUGGUUGUCGAAUCCAUGUUAGGGACGAAGCCAGUUGCGGAAGCGGCCUUGGGGUGGUGCCGCGAGACUGGCCCGCUCCGAAGAAUGGCAACCGCGUCGACGGCAAGCUCCUAUCUCUAUUGACUCGUCUUCGGAAACGCCAACCAAUUGCAGAUGAAUUGGAAGAUACUGUUCGCAGGCUCCUUCGAUUAGCCUCCGGCAGCGUCUUAUUGAAGCCGAAUCGCGUAGCCAGUCUUGAGUUUGAGGGGCGCUCAUGUGCCAGCUUUCCGUACUGUCGCAUAACUGCCGGAAAUGCUACUUUUGCUUUGUUUGACGCACAUGACAUUGCGCAAGAACGCUACCGCCUUUUCAAGCCACCUCCCACCAAAUUCGCCGCCAUGGAUCUGCCCGGAGUACAACGUUGUAACCGGCUCUUGAAACGUUAUAUGCCCACCGAGCACGAAAAAGAUCCAUAUUUGGUGGCUUUUGUCAUCGCUCUUGCGCAACAAAGUCGGCGUCACAUGAUGCAGCAGGAGCCGGCCCUGUCUGCUGUUACGGUCCGGAUCCUCUUCUCAAGCAAAAGGUCCCCGAUAUCGUUCAACACGUUUGUGGCUCAUGUACCAGUCACCUUUCUUCACAAAUUAGAUACUCCAGCCCAGGAGCCACCGCUUGGCUCCGAUCUCGACAUCCACCACUGCCGUGUUUCGCUGGAGCCCUUUGAGAAUCUUCCGCACCGUCUUCUCCAUUGUCUGGCACGGGACUAUGCUGAGAAGACACGAGGACAAAACGAGUAAAGUCGACUUUCACCCCAGUGCCAGUUUUCCCUUGCCGGAGAGA